This is a messenger RNA of Oryza sativa Japonica Group (Japanese rice), 1163 nucleotides long. RefSeq names its product mavicyanin. The record is from RefSeq and is a predicted model, not a curated record. Gene Ontology annotation, molecular function: electron transfer activity. Gene Ontology annotation, cellular component: plasma membrane. Lineage: Eukaryota; Viridiplantae; Streptophyta; Magnoliopsida; Poales; Poaceae.
CAGUCGGCGCCGCGAUGAUAAAAGGCGAGAGAAAUUUACCCACGAGUCGCUCGCGCGGUGACUGACACACCGUGGCGAUGACACACGCCGAAAGGAAAGCUUGGCCGCGGCGCGGGGGCAUUUUCGGGAGGAGACACGACCACGACCCCACGAGGGGAUCGAAAAGUUGCGGAGCUUUUAUUUAACCGGCCGGUUUGUGCCACUCUCGCCACUGUCCUAACCUGCACUUCGCUCUCUACUCCUCUCGCUCUCGGUCAUGGGUGGUGGUGCGGCGGCGAGCAGGGUGUCGUCGGCCAUGGCCGUGGCGGUGGCGGCGGCGGCGGCGUUGGUGGUGAUGUGGGCGGGGACGGCGACGGCGGCGGCGGCCGUGUACGAGGUGGGCGACAAGACCGGGUGGACCAUCAUGGGCAGCCCCAACUACACAGCCUGGGCCGCCUCCAAGAAGUUCCAUCUCGGCGACACCGUCGUCUUCACGUACAACAAGCAGUUCCACAACGUGAUGGCGGUGAGCAAGUCGGACUACAAGAACUGCGACACGAGCAAGCCGAUCGCCACCUGGUCGACGGGCAACGACUCGGUGGUCCUCAACGCCACGGGCCACCACUACUUCCUCUGCGGCUUCCCGGGCCACUGCGGCAUCGGCCAGAAGGUGGACAUCCGCGUCGCCGCCUCCGGCCACUCCUCUGCUGCCCCUUCCAUGGCGCCCGCCCCGGCCUCCGGCUCCGAGGCACCCGUCGCCCCCGGCGGCGGCGGCGGCGGCUCGUCCGGCCACGCCGCCGCCGCCGCCCCGUCGCCGCACGGCAACGCCGCCGUUGGCCGCUCCGUCUUCACGGCCAUCGCCGUGUCCGUGCUCUCCGUCGCCGCCGCUGGCCUGAAGUUGAUCUAGUUGGGGGGUUGGGGGGGGGGGGUGGGGUUAGGAUGGCGCGCGCCCUGUGAAUUGUGAGCUUUUGCGUUUGGAGCUGUGUUCAUCUUCUCUUUUGCCCCCCUCCUUUCGUGUCGUAAUUAAUUAAACUAGUAUGAUCCUGUGGAAUUGCUGCAAUUUGAGGAUCUCUGCCGGUUGUCACCUCAUGUUUUGGACUUUGGAAUUGUGGGUUUCAUCUCAGAUUAGAUCAAUCGAUUGAACAAUCGUAUGCUGCUACAACACGUGCCUGUAACAGUUUUCA